Pipistrellus nathusii (Nathusius's pipistrelle) is the source of this 171-nucleotide messenger RNA. The record is from the annotation of a GenBank genome assembly. Lineage: Eukaryota; Metazoa; Chordata; Mammalia; Chiroptera; Vespertilionidae.
AUGUUGGGCCAGAGCAUUCGGAGGUUCACCACCUCGGUGGUCCGCAGGAGCCACUACGAGGAGGGCCCGGGGAAGAAUUUGCCAUUUUCGGUGGAAAACAAGUGGCGAUUACUAGCUAUGAUGACUUUGUACUUUGGAUCAGGAUUUGCUGCACCUUUUUUUAUAAUAUGA